Molecule: messenger RNA, 2290 nt
Organism: Drosophila novamexicana
Lineage: Eukaryota; Metazoa; Arthropoda; Insecta; Diptera; Drosophilidae
Gene: l(2)34Fd
Product: nucleolar protein 10
Exons: 4
Coding region: 51-2225 (724 amino acids)
Biological process (GO): maturation of SSU-rRNA from tricistronic rRNA transcript (SSU-rRNA, 5.8S rRNA, LSU-rRNA)
Cellular component (GO): nucleus; small-subunit processome; nucleolus
Molecular function (GO): protein binding
Source: RefSeq, a predicted model, not a curated record
GCACGUGUUUUAUUUUGUUUAUGCACGAUUUUUGCUAUUAAAAUGCAGUAAUGUUUGUCAACGAAGUAAACGAUGUGAAAAUUUAUAACCUAAGCGCCGGCAAAUCGGUGCCAGAUUGGCUCACCGAUCGCCGCAAGCGCUCACAGCUGAAGAAGAAGGCGGACUCCCGGCGCCAGAUUGAACUAAUACAAGACUUUGAGAUGCCAGGCGUCUGUACCAGCAUACGGAUGAGCCCGGAUCAACAGUAUAUACUGGCGACAGGCACGUAUAAGCCACGUGUUAAAUGCUUUGAGGUCUCCAAUCUGUCCAUCAAAUUUGAGCGCUGCUUCGACUCGGAGGUGACCACGUUUGAGGUGAUAAGCGAUGAUUACAGCAAAAUGGUGUUCCUGCAAUGCGAUCGCUAUGUAGAAAUCCAUGCGGCACACGGACGACACUACAGGCUUCGCAUUCCACGCUUUGGUCGUGACAUGAAGUAUCAUAAGCCCAGCUGUGAUAUGUACAUUGUGGGCGUGGGCAGGGAUAUCUAUCGCCUUAAUUUGGAGCGUGGCCAGUUUCUACAGCCGUAUGAAUCGGACGCGAGUUGCUUGAACGCUUGCGAGGUAAAUCCUGAGCAUCAGCUGCUUACGGUGGGUAGCAAAGAGGGCACAGUUGAGGCUUGGGAUCCACGCAUGAAACAGCGUUGCGCCACCUUAGAUGUGGCCAUUAAACUGCCUGACGUCAAAGUGUUCCCCUCUGUCACAGCACUCAAAUAUCGCAAUGGUCUGCAAAUGGCCGUUGGCACUGGCUCGGGACAUGUGCUGCUGUACGAUAUACGCUCUCGCCAGCCGCUGCUUAUCAAAGAUCAUUUAAACAAGGUGCCCAUCAAGCGACUGGCAUUCAAUCCGACACAGAAUGCUGUCUACAGCUUAGAUGAAGCUACGCUAAAGCUAUGGGAUGAGCAGACCGGCAAGCAAAUUGCCUAUGUGGAGUCUACGUCGUCUUUUAAUGACUUUUGCACCAUACCCGAUACGGGCAUGUUCUUUUUGGCCCAAGAGGAUGUCAAAAUGUUGACAUACUAUGUGCCGGCCAUGGGCCCAGCGCCGCGCUGGUGCAGCUUUUUGGAUAAUCUUACCGAGGAGAUUGAAUCGGAGGUUGUGGAGAACGUCUAUGAUGAUUAUCAGUUUAUUACACAAAAGGAACUCGCCGAACUGGGCCUGGAGCAUCUCAUAGGCAGCAAUCUGCUCAAGGGCUACAUGCAUGGCUACUUUAUGGAUGUGCGGCUGUACAAUAAGGCAAAGGCUGUGGUGGAACCGUUUGCCUUUGAUCGCUUCCGUAAAGAGAAAGUCCGCCAGGAAAUUGAGAGCGAGCGCAAAUCGCGUUUGCAAAUUGAAUCCAAACUACCCAAGGUUAACAAGGAGCUGGCACUUAAGAUUAUGGACGAACAGGCGAAUCCCUCAAAUAGCGCCAAGCAACGCAAUAUGCCCAGUUUGCUGCAAGAUACACGUUUCAAGGCGAUGUUCGAGAACAGUGACUUUGCUGUCAACAAGGAGGCCGAGGAGUAUCGUCUGCUUGCGCCAGUGCUCAAUCGCCUGGACAAAUCUAAGGCGAAGGCGAUUAAACAGCGCAUUGAGGUUGCACGCGUCUCUGAGCUGCACGCAGAGGAGGCGCAGACGCGCGAGGAUAGCGAUAACGAUGAGGAUCUGUUUGGCUUUGAGAAGAGCGAUGGCGAUAGCGAGGCGAGUAGCGGCGAUGAAGCCUCCUCAGAUGAUGAGGAUAGGCGUGAGUAUGUCAAAGAAAUGAAGCAGGCCUACAAACAGGUCAAGCAGCAACGUGAUGACGAGGAAGAAGCAGAGCAGCAAGCAGAGAACGAUGAUGAGGAACCGGAUGGUCCGGAUGAUUAUGCGGCGCCACUGGCAAAUGGCAAUUACAACAACACAUCCAGCAGUCGCGCGCAAUUCAAGCUAACGCCGCUGGACAAUAGUCAUGGCAACAGCGAGGUGGAGCAACGCAUCAAACAGGCCAGUCUACAGGAUCGCGUGCGCGUCAUGACCAGCCUGGAAGGACAAGUGACCAAUGUGGGUCGCUCCCUGGGCAAUCGUCAAAUGACCUUCGAGGUGAAUAGAGAAAAGAAGAACCAGCAUAUGGUAAAGAAACGCGAAGCGGAGCUGAAAAAGCAUCGCGAGGAACGCAGAGGCAUUGUGAGGAAUAUUAAAUCCCUAAGAUUGAAAAAGGUUAAUUUUAAGUAGAAUUUCAUGGACAGUGCUUGUACAUAAAGUUUUAAUUUAUGUAAAAAAAAAAACAUCGUUAACUG